AUGGAUGUGGGUUCACAGUCGAAUGUUGCGGAUCCGGGGCUAUUUGAUACGCCACGGCCGUCCCCAUCUUCAAAGAUUAACGCUCCAACUGGAGGUCAUCUAUCUGCUCGUCGUGUGUAUCGCCCUGUUCCGGAAGAAAGACGACGGUCGAAUGAGUACCGGGUGUGUCGUGAAAGAAAUAACAAAGCUGUACAACGUUGUCGUGCUAACAACAAAGUAAAACAGCGAUGUCUAGCCAUCAAGUCUAAAGGGUAUCGCAACCUAGCUCAGGAAUAUGCAAAUGCUGCUCGUAAACUGGAGGCAGAACGCAUGCAUCUAGAACAAUUAUUUCGUAUUCGUAUGACUACUGGUCAAGGCACUAGCCAGCUGCAGGCGCUGUUAAUGGCAGAGGACAUUUCGCGCUUGGAUUUUGAGGAGAAGGUGGAGACAAUUCGUCGCGAAUUCACAGAUCAGGUGCAGGCAGUAACUGAUGGUUUCCUGGUCGACGCCUCAGCUGCCGCCAGUUGUUCUUCUGCGUCCCCUCGAUCGACAUUCUCCAGCCAAUCUUCUCUAAAAGAAUCAGAAUCCCAAAGCACACUUCUUUCGUCGCCCUUAUCGUCACAAUUUUGGUAG
Mesocestoides corti is the source of this 612-nucleotide messenger RNA. The record is from the annotation of a GenBank genome assembly. Lineage: Eukaryota; Metazoa; Platyhelminthes; Cestoda; Cyclophyllidea; Mesocestoididae.